GGUCAGCAACCUUCAAAAAAUCAUUCACUUCAGAGAUGUCUAGUUCUUCUGGGCAGCCUGGCUCACAGACGAUAAAGAAAGGUCAUAGAGGAGUAGAUUCCACUGGUGAGACUACAUAUAAAAAGACUACGUCAUCUGCCUUGAAAGGUGCCAUUCAGCUGGGUAUCACCCACACGGUGGGAAGCUUGAGCACCAAACCAGAGCGAGAUGUUCUCAUGCAAGACUUCUACGUAGUAGAAAGUAUUUUCUUCCCAGGCGAAGGGAGUAACCUGACUCCAGCUCAUCACUACAAUGACUUCCGGUUUAAAACCUAUGCUCCUGUAGCAUUUCGCUACUUCCGUGAACUGUUUGGAAUACGGCCAGAUGACUAUCUGUACUCACUCUGCAGUGAGCCACUCAUUGAGCUCUCGAACUCUGGGGCUAGCGGUUCCCUCUUCUAUGUAUCCAGUGAUGACGAGUUCAUCAUUAAAACAGUUCAGCACAAAGAAGCAGAGUUCUUGCAAAAGUUGCUGCCAGGUUACUAUAUGAACUUGAAUCAGAAUCCUCGGACGCUGCUGCCUAAGUUCUAUGGCCUGUACUGUGUGCAGGCCGGAGGGAAGAACAUCCGCAUUGUAGUGAUGAACAACCUGCUGCCCCGCUCUGUGAAAAUGCACCUGAAGUAUGACUUGAAAGGCUCCACCUAUAAGCGUCGAGCAUCCCAGAAGGAGCGGGAGAAGGUCUUCCCAACAUACAAAGACCUGGAUUUUAUGCAGGACAUCCCUGAUGGCCUGUUCCUAGACUCUGACAUGUACAAUGCUUUGUGCAAAACACUACAGAGAGAUUGUUUGGUUCUACAGAGUUUUAAAAUCAUGGAUUAUAGUUUGCUUGUGGCAGUGCAUAACAUUGAUCAGGCUCAGAGAGAGCGUGCAAUAAUGGAUGGGACGUCCCAGUCGGACACGCGGAGGCCAGCUGCCCAGAAAGCUCUCUACUCCACGGCUAUGGAGUCGAUCCAAGGAGAGGCCCGGCGAGGUGGCACCAUAGAGACUGAUGACCAAAUGGGAGGCAUUCCGGCCCGGAAUUCCAAGGGAGAGAGACUGCUUUUAUAUAUUGGUAUCAUUGAUGUGCUACAGUCCUACAGAUUUGUUAAGAAGUUGGAGCACUCGUGGAAAGCAUUGGUGCACGAUGGGGACACUGUAUCUGUGCAUAGGCCCAGCUUCUAUGCAGAGCGGUUUCAACGAUUCAUGUGCAACACUGCCUUCAAGAAAAUACCAUUAAAACUUUCCCCUUCCAAAAAGAGCCGGUCUGGCACAACCGUUCCUCGGAGGACGGGUCAGGGCGGAGUCCCUUCCCAGUCGCAUUCAUCAUGUGAGACUAAAGCACAAGUAACAACCGAAGCAGACGUGGAGCAAGGUUCCCACCUUGGCCGGCCCGAUCUCCUUCCCAGAACUCCUCCAGUAGACGAAGCUAACAGUGAUUCCAUAGCAACAACCUUGUCCACUUCCUCCUUGGGCAGCGGAGGCCUUAACUCUCCAGCAAACAGGUUAGUGGGAGUGCAAGUUCACAAAUCUGAAACCUCACCAAAGGAUUUGGCUAGAACAGCUCCUGUCAUCUGCUCAAAUAGGUCAGUGGGAGUUCAAGUUCAUGUGUCUGGAAGCUCUUCAGUUAGAACAAUUCUCAGCUUCUGCUCCAAUAGGUCAGUGGGAUUGGAAGUUUGCAGCUCAGAAAGCUCAGCAGAGGAUGUAGCUAGUUCAACUCUGAGUAACCACUCACAUAGUGGCUUUGCAGGGCCUUCUGUAACAGAACGCUCUUCUGAACUGACAGAACAAUUUGAAGAUGUGCCAGAAACAGAGUGAAAUAACAGAGGGGCAGUUGUGAUGUGAGCAGAAGAUUUCUCUCUACUCGUAGAGUUCAACCAACAUUCGGCCCCUGGGGCUGAUCUUAGAAAUCUUACCCGGACAGAAUUCAUAGAAGCUGGAAGGCUGGGGGACACUUAGUGUCAUAGUAUUAACAAGGCUGAGUCCAGCGCAACCUCCUCUUCUAAAACACAGCUCUGUGCUGUGGCUGGUUGCAUCUAGUUUUUCUGCUGCUGUCCUCUCUCCAAAGGCGGGCAGAAGCAAGACUGCUCAUCUCCAAGGAGGAGCAGGAGAUCUGCUCCAUGCAGGCCAAAGUCCUCUGGAGAAAAAGCUGGAUUUGCGGGGGGAGUUGGUUACCUAGGAUUGAGGACCUCACAAACCUUGCAAGAACAAUGGUCAACUCUGGAGAGCACCGGAGGAAAUGGACAUUGGAGCCUUGUUGGAACAGUUUUCAACAGAUCAACAUGGUGUUUGGUUUUUAUAUUAAUUUAAGUUUCUUGAGUUCAGUCAUAUUGUUUGUUUUAGGCUGCGACAAUUAUAUCUAUUCUUUUUAAUAGUUUUAUCAGUGUUCCACCCAAAUUGCCCCCCAUCAGAGAAGGAGAAGAGGGGAGAGGGCAACUGUUUUUUGGGUCACACGUGAAAGGUAUUGAUCAUGGAUGUCUUUUCUGUAAAUGAAUUGGGGGGUGCAGCAGUCUCAAUGCGUUUAAGACAUUGCAGCAUCAUCCUGCGACGGUGACAUGGAACAGAGCUGCUCACAAGACUUGGUGCUUUAUCACAGUUUGGUGCUUGGAAGAUUUUGAAUGUGUGAUGCUUUCAAGAUGUCCAGGAGGUUUUUUGCAUUGCUUUGUCCUACUUUAAAAAACCCCUCUAGUCUCUCAUCCUCACACAGAAUGAGAAGCAACUGAGAUUUGGGGAGAUCUUUGUGCCUGGCACAUUCUUAAGCCUUCAGUGUUUCUUAAGCAAAUGGACCAAACCGAUCCUGCUUGGUUCCCGCCUUCCCCCAGUAUUACGUGCCCUUCUGGGGACACAGCUUGUAAAACCUGCAUUUUUAUAGCUAAAUUCCCAUUGGAUUUAUGCUUGGAUCUUGCCUCGUGGCAUCAGAGUUACCUUUUGCACACACUGCUCUGACUGCCUCUAGAGAUUCCCAUCGUGCCACUCCAUGUAAGUGGCUGCCGGGUCUCUGUGCAGAGCAACAGCUUUUUGGGUUUUUUUGCCUCAACAGAAGUGUGUGUUGCACUCAGAUUCCAAGGCUGUGGUGUAUUUGAAUCAGCUGAAAAGACGCAUUGCUGUAUUAUCUUAGCAUUUGCUGUACAUAAGACUCUGGCAGUUCUUACCAAGUUAUCAGCUGCAGACACGUGUCUAGAAACCUGAGCAUAUGUUGUACUGAUUUUUAUUUUCACUAAAGUUUUUUUUAAAAAAA
Pelodiscus sinensis (Chinese soft-shelled turtle) is the source of this 3252-nucleotide messenger RNA. NCBI's taxonomy places the organism in Eukaryota, Metazoa, Chordata, Testudines, Trionychidae. The record is from RefSeq and is a predicted model, not a curated record.